Messenger RNA from Lagopus muta (rock ptarmigan), 2039 nucleotides. It is a transcript of the gene ARHGAP30, whose product is annotated as Rho GTPase activating protein 30. Gene Ontology annotation, biological process: small GTPase-mediated signal transduction. The record is from RefSeq and is a predicted model, not a curated record. NCBI's taxonomy places the organism in Eukaryota, Metazoa, Chordata, Aves, Galliformes, Phasianidae. Gene Ontology annotation, molecular function: GTPase activator activity.
GCAGGAAGCCGCCCCGAAGGAAGCGGAGCGCGGGGCCUCGAAGCUGCGUCAGGGCUGAGCACGGGGCUGUGAGCUGCGCUUCCUCCCCCCGGAGCUGAGCGGUGGGGGGGGCGUGGGGGAGGGGGCCAUGGGCAGGAGGAGGUGACCCUCCGGGGGUCCCCGCUGUCCCCAUGUCGUUGGCACUCAAAGCGCGGCAGAAGGCGAAGCGCAAAGGCGGCGGCGCCAAGGAGAAAGUGUUCGGCUGCGACCUCCUGGAGCACCUGCAGCAGUCGGGGAAGGACGUGCCGCAGGUGCUGCAGAGCUGCACUGAGUUCGUGGAGCAGCACGGGGUGGUGGAUGGCAUCUAUCGGCUGUCUGGGGUCUCCUCCAACAUCCAGAGGCUGCGCCAAGAGUUUGAUGGGGAGCGCAGCCCAGACCUGCACAAGGACGUUUACCUGCAGGACAUCCACUGUGUCAGCUCGCUCUGCAAGGCGUAUUUCCGUGAGCUGCCCAACCCGCUGCUCACCUACCGCCUCUACGACCGCUUCGCCGAUGCGGUGGCCACACAGAUGGAGGAGGCGCGCCUGGUGAAGAUCAAGGAGGUGCUGAAGGAGCUGCCCCCCCCCCACUAUAGGACGUUGGAGUUCCUGAUGCGGCACCUCCUGCGCAUGGCGUCCCACAGCCACACCACCAACAUGCACGCAAGGAACCUGGCCAUCGUCUGGGCCCCCAAUCUGCUGCGCUCAAGGGACAUCGAGUCGACGGGUUUCAACGGGACGGCGGCGUUCAUGGAGGUUCGGGUUCAGUCCAUCGUGGUGGAGUUCAUCCUCACCCACGUGGAGCAGCUCUUUGGGGACGCGCCUCUCUGCGGCGGUGAGGCGGCGCGGCGCUCUCUGUUGUUCCCUGGGGACGGGUCGGGGCCCUACAACAUCCCUGCAGCGCUCAGCCAGGGCGACGGGCCCCCCCCGAUCCGGCCCUACCACACCAUCAUCGAGCUCAGCGAACACAGGAGGAAGGGCUCCCUGAAGGCCAAGAAAUGGAAGUCCAUCUUCCACCUGGGCCGCUCCGACGCCAAGCGCAAGCUGGGGAAGGCAGAGGAGAAAGAGGAGAAGUGUGGGAAGCUGAGCCUGCGCCCAGCCAAGAGCAUGGACUCCCUGAGCUCAGUGCAGUACAGCAGUGAGGACGAUCCCCGGCUCAGCACCACGUGUGCAAUGAAGCAUCCGCCGCAGCGCCGCGACAGCUUUGACGCCUGCUCCUCGCUGCCACCCACCGGGACCUUCCCCGUUCUGAGGAGAGCCCCGUCGGAGAGCGAGAGCAGCACCAAGUCGGAGCCCAACCCCCGGCCGGGCCGCACAGCGGUGGUGGGGGCCCGCAGCCGGGCUGAGAAGUGCGCGGGGGUCCACAUUUCAGGUCCCUUCUCCGUCACCGUCCCUUUGCACAUCACCUCCAACCUCUCCCGGCUGACCCGGGGGCAGCAGUGCCCGGCGUUGGCUCAGCGUGGAGCCGUUGGAUCCCCUCUGCCCGCCCGUCGCCUCACCAAGGAGUCCAAACCCCCCCAAACCAACACGGAGGAGGAUGCCCGGCUGUCCCUGGAGCUGCGUGACUCCUUCGCCUUCCUGGACUGCCAGGACGCGUGGCUGGAGCACGGAGAUGGGGACACAGCGGCGCGGGCAGCGCUGGGACAUGGCGGCCUUGGGGACAGCGAUGGGUACCCGGCCAUAGAGGAGGGCAUGGAGAGUGGAUUCAUGAAUCCGGGGGAAUCCCCCGUGGAGCAGCCCGACAGCUACCUGUCCAUUGAGGAGUGCGAUGGACGAGGAGAUGUUCUACAUGGCACCCGGCUGCUCCGACACCGAGGAGCCCAGCGGGGACACUGACUCCGAUGACAUGUUCCUCAGUGCCCACGAUGAGCUCAGCCCGCUGGCAGCCGACCCUGAGACCCCCACCAACAGCACGGCCCUGGGGGAACGCGGGGCUGAGCUGCGGGAUGGGUCCCCACCGCCAGAGCUGCGUCCUGCACAGGUGGGUGGCGCCGGGUGAUGGGGGGCACAUGGAGGACCCUG